Quercus robur (English oak) is the source of this 717-nucleotide messenger RNA. Its product is annotated as aspartic proteinase CDR1-like. Bases 1 to 717 code for a protein of 238 amino acids. The record is from RefSeq and is a predicted model, not a curated record. Gene Ontology annotation, cellular component: extracellular region. The transcript has 2 exons. Lineage: Eukaryota; Viridiplantae; Streptophyta; Magnoliopsida; Fagales; Fagaceae.
AUGAAGUUCUCAAAUGGCACUCCACCAGUUGACAUCUAUGGCUCUGCAGAUGCAGGCAGUAACCUCGUGUGGACACAAUGUCUACCUUUUGAUGCCUGCUUCAAACAGAUUCAUCCCAUGUUCGAUUUUAAAAAGUCCUCCACAUACCGUGAAAUUUCUUGUCAAUCAGAAGAAUAUCGUAUACUAUUGGAUGAAGCCACUGUUCUCCUCAAAAUAUUUGCAAUUACAAGACUGGAUAUGCUACUGGUUUGUCCAAAGGUGUUUGGGCCAAAGAAAAAGUUACCAUUAAUUCUACCUCAGGGCAAGCGGAAUCCUUUGACAUUACUUUUGGAUGUGCACACAACACAGGCGGCUUCCAUUACGAAGGCCAUGCAACGGGAACCAUUGGGCAAGAUAAGUUUCGGCAAUGGCUGUGAAGUUGUGGGUGAUGGUGUGGUUUCAACACCAUAUGUAGGUGGAGAUCAAUAUUAUUUGACACUAGAAGGAAUUAGUGUUGGAGACACAUAUGUACCCUUUAACUCUUCAGGUAAGGUUUCUAAGGGCAACAUUUGUAUGGAUUCAGGAUCACCACCAUUGACCUUGCCACCAGAUUUUUAUGAUCGCUUAGUGGUGGAAGUGAAGAAGCAGAUUUCAAUUGAUCCCAUUAAAAAUGACACUCUUUUGGGGACACGGCUUUGCUAUAGAACUGAAAUCAAUCAAUAUAUUACUAAAAGUUGA